UUUCUUUCUAAAUAACUUAAAAAUAUAAAUAAAAAUGGAAGAUGUUGAUUAUUCUGUGAAAAAUCGUAAAUCACAAAUAACGAAUUUGAACACAGUAAAAUUUGAAGAUCAAAGUCAAUUGAAGAAAAAUUCUAAUAUUCUAAAUAAUUCAAAAAAUAUAACAAAUGAAAAAUUAAGAAAAUCGUCAGUAGCAAUUCUACGUAAUCGAUUUUUUCGCACCAUCUGGACAACGCGUAACACAGUCAAUGCCAAAGAUCGAAGAGUAUUCAUAAGUACUACACUAAGAGAAUUAUUAUUGUAUAUAGUGUUUUUGACAUUGCUACUGAUAAUUGCUUUGACGACUUUAAAUUCAAUGACAUAUUUCUACAACACAAGUAUAUACAAUCGGUUCGUAGUAACGGACGGUUCAACAACAUCUGAUAGUCCACAACCAUUUCAAAAUAUUCAUGAUCAUACAGCUAUGUGGAAUUAUAUCAAUGGUCAAUUAUUGAAUUCAUUAUAUUGGGAUGCAUGGUAUAAUCGAUUGAAUGUAUCAUUCAAUGAAAAAGAUUUUAUUGCUCAUGAUAAUAAAGUUUUAGGUGUUGCACGUCUUCGACAGCUUAGAGUAGAUCCAUCACAAUGUGAUAUACCUAAACAAAUGAGAGGUGUUAUAGAAAAAUGCUAUCCUGUUUACAGUACAAAAGCACGCUUUACAAAAUCAAUACAAAUACAAGGCAAUAUCACACCUAUUUAUACAAAAAAUGCAUGGAACUUUAGUGAUUCUGAUGUGACAGGAGCUACCAGUUAUUCUGCACCAUAUGGUUAUUAUGAUGGUUCCGGUUAUAUACAAGAUUUGUCUAGAUCAAAUGAUGAGACUGUAGCCAUUUUAAAUGAGUUAUUUCAAGGUCGAUGGAUAGAUCAAUCAACUCGUGCAUUGUUUAUUGAUUUUACAAUAUAUAAUGCAAAUGUAAACAUAUUUGUUAUAGUAAAAAUCAUAUUUGAAAUGCCUGAAUCAGGUGGAUUAUUUGGUAGCACUGUAGUUCAACCAGUUAGAUUAUUUCGUUAUCAAACAGUGACUGAUUACUUUGUUUUAGUAUGUGAAAUUGUGUAUUUGGUUUUUCUUGCCUAUUAUAUUAUUGAAGAGAUACUUGAGUUUUCAGUUAAACGUGGGAGAUAUUUUAUAAAUAUUUGGAAUUUAAUGGAUAUUACAAUGAUUGUAGCCAGUAUAAUAUGUGCAGCAUUUCUAAUAUAUAGUACUAUUAUUGUUUCAAACAAUAUGUCCUCAUUAAUUAAUGAUGUUUCAUCUUAUCCAAAUUUCGAUUAUCUUGCUUAUUGGUAUAGUCAUCAUAUAAGAUCAAUGGCAAUUUGUGUAUUUCUUGGAAUAAUCAAGAUCUUCAAAUAUUUAACGAUUGAUCGUUCAUUAAACCAAUUAACAAGAACAAUGAGUGUAGCUGCUUAUGAUUUACUGGGAUUUUUAAUUAUGUUUUGUAUUGUGUAUUUUGCUUUUGCUCAAUUGGGCUAUUUAGCAUUUAGUGCAAGAACAUUAGCUUACAGUUCAUUUACUCAAACAACUUAUUCAUUAUUUCGUAUAAUGGUUGGUGAUAUCGACUUUCCAUCUAUUCUAAAAGCUCAUCCUGUUUUAGGACCAAUAUUUUUUGUGACUUUUGUUUUCUUUGUAUUUUUUGUUUUAUUAAAUAUGUUUCUUGCUAUUAUUGAUGAAUCGUAUAAAACAACAAAAGCUGAAUUAAUUCGACAGAAAAAUGAUGUAACAUUGGGGCAUAUACUUAAAAAAAAAGCUAAAGAUUUAGCUAAAAGAGUUCAAAAGAAACGAUCUAAAUCGAUUGUUCGUAUAUUACGAGAAUAUGGAUUGAUGGGUAAAGAAAAAUUACCCUAUGAAGAUUAUCGUCAAGCAUUAAAAAGCCAUGGAUAUAGUGAACCAGAAAUUUUUACAACUUUUGUGAAAUACGAUGAAGAUGGUGAUAAUAAUUUAGAUUUAACAGAACAACAACAAUUAGCUUAUGAAAUUGACUUGGGUGUAAGUUUGAAUGUAAUUAUCAUUACAAUUUAUUAGUUCAGUUUUUGGUUAGAGACUAAAUAUUCAAAAAGAUAUUUGAUUACUAAAGUUGAGAAAGAUUUUACCGGUACUCAAUAGGUUGAUAAUGAAAUCAGAGUGAAAUUCAGUUAGAUGUAACUAAUAUGAACUCUAAAAUUAUAAUACAAAUUAGAUCCGCAAUCGUAGAAGCACCUUACUGAUUAGAAUUCCAAAGUUAUCAUACAACAGCUUAUUGAUUCUUGGCUUUCUAAAGGUUUACCGACUGAUUUGUAUCUUGAUUAAAUUUAUCAUAAAAAUAUAUAUAAUACGUGUUAAAUGUUCACUAUUGUGAAAUACUGACUUAUUGUCUUUAAUUAGUAUGUAAGUAAUGCAUUCAUAUAUGUAUUUGAUUUCUUAAAGUUUGAAGAGGUAUUAUUUCUUUCCAGUAUAAUUUUGAACUGACAUCCAUUCUAACAAUAGUGAAUCACAUCAAAUGCUAUUCUUGAUCGUCAUAUUAUAUUGAAUGCAUUUUUCUGAAUUAUAAAUUAUUGGAUGAUUCCCAUCGCAAACUGCUGAAAACAAGGGAAUAUUUGAUAGCUAUUUAGUUCAAGAGUAAAAAUCCCCAACAAUACUCACCGACGACCAUGUACAAGAUUAAACCCAUGACCUUUAAUUACAGUAGUGAAAACAGCAAUAUGGAACUACUAAGCUGAAAUCUAAUGAUUCAGAUUUUCAACUUUAGUUACUGAUUUCAGAAUAAUUUUCCAGAAGUUCCGAUGGGAAAGUAACAGAUGGAGUUAACCGUAUAAAUGAGUGAAACAAUUUAUCUGCCAUUGUCUAAUGUCCACAUUAUAUCAUUUCGAAACUUGAAUUUCAUGAGUUCAAUACCAUGUGUUUUGUGAAUGGUUACGAUCGUGGGGUUUUGAAUUAAGACAAAACAACUUUAUAACUCUUCCCACUCUUUUGUGAUUCCCCAGUUGAUGUCGAUAUUUGAUGACAAUUAUUUUCAGAUUGUAAAAAUGUUUCAACAAUUUACUUUUGUAAAUUAUUUCUAAUGAGGCUAUAAAGCACUGUAUGUUGGCACACGUACAACUAGAUACAAACAUGC
Molecule: messenger RNA, 3119 nt
Organism: Schistosoma margrebowiei
Lineage: Eukaryota; Metazoa; Platyhelminthes; Trematoda; Strigeidida; Schistosomatidae
Source: the annotation of a GenBank genome assembly